AUGCGCAAAUCAGCGAAGCAACAUAUGCCAUCAGGACUCUGCGGCCCCAACCGACGACGGGAUAAUGAAGAGCUGAAACGCCAGUCGUCACUUCCGUUGGAGGCGCUAGUGAAUGUGAGUGUGGCUGUGCGCGUGCUGGACAGCGAAAUGUCGAAAACAGCAGGGGAAUCCCGUGGGUCCUCCUCGUCGCCAUCGUCAUCCAGAGGUGGGGCAAAAUCCAAAUCCAAAUCGUACAAACAGCAAUGCAAGCCGAUAGACGUUUCUAUCCUGGAGCCCACGACCGGACCGAUGCCAAAACACGUGACCGUCGCCGGUGAUUACGAUAAUGAUUUUCGUUUCAUUGGCAACAAACUGAAGCGCGAAGAAAUAUCGGAACUUCGCAGAGCACUUCGCAACGUGUAUUAUCUGGUGAUUGCACUUGUAUGCUGUGUGUUCGGGCUUUCGUUUUUCGCACUUAAUUACGUUAACGGUCGACUAGGUGAGAAAGCUCCGGUCAAAACUGGUCCACAGCCAGUGCUGAGUGAAACUAGGGUGGAGGACAUAGUGAACAAGUGCUUGAUAAAUAACAUCGAUAAAUUUAGCCAGGAUUUAAUAGCCCACGUACGAGGGACGGUCGAUUUCAGCUCGGUUUUGCCUUAUCUAGCUGCAGGCCAACAAGUGCAAAAUGAACGCAAAUCUAGCGGACAGCACGAGAUCAGAUUCAAAAGGGAUCUCGGUCUGUACGAUGACAACUUGGUGCCGGACCAGGAAGGUCCGAACGUGGAAUUUUUCAACCCGAAGCUGCGAACUGAGCUGGAGAAGAAGGACGCAGAAAUCAUUAGGAAGACGGGUUUGAAGGGCGCAGCUCCGGGAGGCGAUUCCUGGGUUUGGUUGACGAGCUACUCUCGAAUUCCGUUUGAUGCAAUCACCGGCUUCUGUCGGGCGACAAAAGAGUACUGUCCCCCGGGACCUCCUGGUCUCCCGGGUAUACCGGGUCCGAAGGGUAAUCGGGGCGACGUGGGUCUGCCAGGUCCCGCUGGAAUCGAUGGCCGCGAGGGAAAACCGGGUCCUCGCGGUCCCAAAGGAGAAAUUGGUUAUCCUGGUAAUCCAGGCUUAGACGGAAGGGACGGUGUCCCUGGGGAGCCCGGUCUUGAUGGUGUGCCAGGUCGUGCCGGUGCUGACGGUAUUCCCGGCCGAGACGGCAAGGAUGGAACGCCCGGUACAAAUGGACAAAACGGCAAUGAUGGAACGAAUGGUAUUCCUGGACCAAUGGGACCUCCUGGACCACCGGGAGAACCGGGACCGAGAGGUCUGCACGGGCCACGCGGCAAAUCGGGCCGGUCCGGGAUUAACGGUACUCCCGGAACACCUGGAAUCAAUGCAUGGAAGAUUAAGGUCAAUGAUACAUUCUCCAAUGAAUUGCUGGUGCCACCGACAAUCGCUGGCGCAGGCACACCGGAAGCACUGCGCCCGAUCGUGGUGCAGGAAGGCACGCAUCUGAGGCUACGAUGUGCUGCAACCGGAACGCCAAAGCCACAUGUUGAAUGGCGUCGUGAGGAUGGAAAAACGAUAUCCAAUGGAGCAUGGCAAGCAUCAUCAAUGGCCGGACACACUCUCAACAUUACCAAAAUCAAUCGGGUGCACAUGGGAGCUUAUCAGUGUUUGGCAGACAACGGCAUUCCACCCCCAGCAAACCAGACGUUCAACAUUGAAGUUCAUUUCCCACCCCUAGUACGAGUACGGAAUCAAAUGGUUUACGCCACGAAUGGCUCAACGGCUACGUUCGAAUGUGAGGUGGAAGCAUUUCCGGAAGCACUGAAGUACUGGGAGCGCGUACCUGGAGGUCGCCUGCUGGAGCCCGGCGACAAAUACCAGAUGGAAACACACAAUGACGGGUACAAAUCGAUAAUGCGGUUAAACAUAACCAACAUCCGGCUGGCAGACUUCGGCGAGUACCAUUGUAUUGCCAAGAACGAGCUCGGCAUCACCCAGGCAGAGUUUCACCUAAUGGAACAUUCACCGUACAUCAUUCACAGACCGGGAGGCAUGGGCGAUCCGCAGGAAUAUGGCAAACAGCCGCCGAAGGUUGAAUCGUACGAGGAAAUCUGUGGUCCGCCGACCACGUGCCCGGAGUGUCCUGAUCCAAGAGACUUCAAAUGCAAAGAUACUAUUGUUUCGUUGUACGAUCUGGUGGGAAAUCUGGAGAUCAAGCAAACUGGUAAUGUUAGCUACCCUGGAUUGGGAAACCGAACAACAGAUUGCGUAUUGUAUGCAGUUGGAAAGCCGGUCUACCACAAGUACACCGAUCAAAACUACGGAGCCUGGCUGAAGGACGCUGCGUCCAGGAAUGAUGCUAUAGAGAAAAAAAUCUGGGCAACGCGGGAAAACGACACGAGCCGGUUGUUCGAGUUUGCCAAUAAAACCACCUACCGGAAUAACGUCGCUACGAAAACCUAUCGACUGGAUAAACCGUUUAGGGGUAAUGCUCAUGUUGUGUACAAUGGAUCAUUCUACUACAACGAGCGAAAUUCACCACGGAUCGUCAAAUAUGACCUUAACUCCGAGCGACAGACAGCGGUCAAAGAGAUCGAAGGUGUAACGACGAAUGGCUCAAAUUAUCUCUACACGACCGAGUUCAACUAUAUGGACUUCAACGUCGAUGACAACGGCCUCUGGGUUAUCUACAGUACACCGGAAUCCAACAACACUAUCGUUGCCAAGCUGAACGAGUACAACCUGGAUAUCCAGUACAGCUGGAACAUUAGCGUUAACCAUCACAAGGUUGGUGAAAUGUUCAUCGUAUGCGGUGUCCUCUACGCCAUUGACUCCGUAACCGAGCGCAACACGAAGAUUAGACUGGCACUGGAUUUGUAUCACAGCAAAUUGCUCGACGUUAGUCUGACGUUUACGAAUCCCUUCCGAAAGACGACAACCGUCGGCUACAAUCCGAAAAAUAGGGAACUGUAUACCUGGGAUCGCGGCAAUCAGCUUACCUACCCCAUCCGGUAUCACGUAACCGAUUACAACAUUACUGCCGCCGAAAAGGCGGACGACGCUCUCAAUCCGCAGAUGCAAACGGGAUACGAUAUUUUUCACGAUCAUGAUAGCGACAACGAUGGCGGUCGUUAGAAGUUGGGUAGCGCUGUAAAGUUUUUUGUUUUUUUUUUUCACAGUGCAAAAUUUAAUAUGUGUGUUCGUGUACAGCAUUGCGAAAGCUUAGUAGUAAACAGAUAACAAAAAUAUCAAUUGUAUUUCCUGUAAAACCAAAGAAGUUUGAGAAUAAAAUAUCUGUACUAUUUUUAGUCAUAAGGUUGAAAUAAAAUGUUUU
Molecule: messenger RNA, 3307 nt
Organism: Wyeomyia smithii (pitcher-plant mosquito)
Lineage: Eukaryota; Metazoa; Arthropoda; Insecta; Diptera; Culicidae
Exons: 18
Coding region: 1-3108 (1035 amino acids)
Biological process (GO): signal transduction
Source: RefSeq, a predicted model, not a curated record